Ictalurus furcatus (blue catfish) is the source of this 4850-nucleotide messenger RNA. It is a transcript of the gene ttf2, whose product is annotated as transcription termination factor, RNA polymerase II. Gene Ontology annotation, molecular function: zinc ion binding; ATP-dependent chromatin remodeler activity; ATP binding. NCBI's taxonomy places the organism in Eukaryota, Metazoa, Chordata, Actinopteri, Siluriformes, Ictaluridae. The transcript is spliced from 23 exons. The record is from RefSeq and is a predicted model, not a curated record. Bases 91 to 3555 code for a protein of 1154 amino acids.
AAACGUCAUCAAUUCUGCGACAGCGCGCCAUCUGAGUCAUAACAUAACUAGUCACAGUGAUUAGAAACAUUUACAGUUUUUCCUCUCGAAAUGGAAAGAGUUGUUUGUGAAAGACAUGGCAACAUUUGCUUUCUGAAGACUGGUGUGAAGGAAGGACCGAAUAAGGGUAAAAGUUUCUAUGUUUGCACCGGGCGGGAUGCGACACCAUGUGAUUUCACCCAGGCUACUGAACUUCCACCUUCUCACUGUCUCCGCCACGAAGACGUGCUGGUUGAACUUCAGACCUUAAUUCAAAACACAACACAGGGUUCUUAUAGGCUGUUAUAUCGCUGCGUAGUAGGAAAGAAAGCGGGACAGAAGUGGUGUGGGAGUGUCCCAUGGACAGAGAAAAGCACAAAGACGAAUCUUUUGUCAGAGAGUGAAAAGCAGCCUUCCAGUCUGCCUCCUGUUAGAAAUCCUUUCAAAGCCCCUGGCAAAACUGACCAAAGCUCCGAGUGGAAAAAGCUUCAAGAAGCAGAGACGGCUAAAGCUGAGGUAAAGAUAUCUGAAAAGUCUGUAGAAAGCGAGCGCUCCAGGAAAUGCAACGGUGAUGAAAUUCCGACAAAGAAAACAGAGAGAGAAUCUGACCGUCAAAGAAACUCCAAGGAGGGAGAGGAGAUGAGUUCUGCACGUUCUGAACCCUGGAGAGACAAAAAACUUCCUCCUGGAAUGAAGGUUAAGAAGCGAUCAUCUGACAAGGACAAGAAAUUGCACAGCAGUAGUGAGGUGACUGUAAAAGGAGCAGAAGAUACUGAGGGUUCUUAUAGUAGCAGUAAAUGUGAAAGUGUUAAUAAACAGCAAAAAGAGAAAGGGACUAAAAUACAGAACCCCCAAUGCCAUGACAAGGAGGAGAGAGCAGCUCCACAGCAAAACCCUAAGCAGAAAACCGAGGUACACGGUCCUGAUUUAACUUCUAGGAAGACAUCUACCUCAAAUACAGACACUCAGCCAGGCAAUAUUCCUAAAAAUACUCCAGAAGAAGAGAGGCAGGCCAGCCCAGGUUCAACGUUAGAAGGUGUUCCAGCUUCGCCAAAGCCUGGUAUAAGUAAUGCCCAGAAGAAAACAGUAAAAUCACCCUUUGGAGACUGGAGUGAUGAUGAUGAUGAUGAUGUCCAGUUGGUGUCAGUUCAGCCAGGCUCUCAGCAGACUUCAGUACCAGCUGCACCUUUGCAGAAAACCCUUACCUCCUACCCAGGCUUCCAGCUUACGUCAAAGGGUAAAAGUCAAGAAGAAGACCCCAGAGCAUUCCACAGCCAGCUUACAGCCCAGCUUAAACAAAAGAAGGCUACUCUGUCAGUGGUUAAUGUGUCUGCUCUGCCUGAUAAAGGAGAGAGGCUGAAGAGCCAAGUGAAGCAGCUGGAAGAGGCUCUGGAGGCUUUGAGUCUGACCAGUGUUGCUGAUACUGGGUCUCAAGAUGCAGACAGUGAUGCCCUGGAGAAUCCCAAAUCCUGUCAUUCCAAUCCUUUUAACCGUGCAGGGGGUACUAUUCUCCUACCAGAGGCUCCAGUCCAUUUUCAGCCAAAUUCCUCUACGAGCUCAUUGGGACUACCGCUCAGUCAGGGAUACUCCCAGAUGUAUGGAGUGAAUCCUCAAAACCAGGCCUUCUAUGGUGGCAAGAUGACGGAGGACAGACUGCUCGCUGUGCGCAAUGUCACAACAGAGGCGAUCGACCACCUGCACCACUCACUGGAGUCUUGCCCUUCUGCAGACACAGAGGAACAGGAUCCCAAAGGAAUAAAGGUCCAGUUGUUGCCUCAUCAGAGAAGAGCCUUGGCCUGGCUGCUGUGGAGAGAAAACCAAAAACCCUGCGGGGGUAUUCUGGCGGAUGACAUGGGUUUGGGGAAAACCCUCACCAUGAUCGCUCUCAUUCUGUCCCAAAAGAAGAAGCACGCGAAAGACACUCGGCUAGACGGAUGGCUCUCCAAAACCGACUCGUCUUUGGUGGCAUCCCAGGGAACUCUGAUCAUCUGUCCUGCCUCUCUGCUGCAUCACUGGAAGAAAGAGAUCGAGAGACACGUGAAGAGCAGUCGCCUGAGCGUGUAUCUCUACCACGGGCCUAACCGACAAAGGAGCGCAAGCAUACUGGCUGAACAUGAUGUGGUGAUCACCACGUACAGCCUGGUUUCUAAAGAGGUCCCGGUUCAGAAAGAGGAUGCUGAGAAGCCCAGUCAGGACUCCGAGCCUGUGGGGUCUGCUCUGCCUCCUCUCUUGCGUGUAGCCUGGACUCGUAUUGUUCUUGAUGAGGCCCACAACAUCAAGAACCCUAAAGUGCAGACCUCCAUGGCUGUGUGUAAGCUGCGCGCCAAAGCCCGCUGGGCCGUCACUGGUACCCCCAUCCAGAACAACCUGCUGGAUAUGUACUCGCUGCUGAAAUUUUUGAGGUGCUCUCCGUUUGAUGAAUACAAGCUAUGGAAGGCUCAGGUAGACAACGGGUCUAAGAGAGGAGGAGAGAGGCUUAACAUUCUCACCAGGUCCCUGCUGCUGCGCAGGACUAAAGACCAGCUGGACUCUACAGGCAAGCCUCUGGUGUCUCUGCCUGACCGAAGCUGUAAAGUUCACAGGGUAAAUCUGUCUGAGGAUGAGCAGUCUGUUUACGAUGUGGUGUUUGCACAGUCCAGGUCCACCCUCCAGUCCUAUCUGAAGAGGCAUGAGGGAGUAGACGGUAAACAAGGAGAUGGUAGCAAUCCCUUUGAGAAAGUUGCGCGAGAGUUUGGAAUGUCCCAGCAGGACUCUGCGUCCUCCUCUCAGCAACCUCAGGUUUCCAGUACCAUCCACAUCCUGUCCCUGUUGCUGCGCCUCAGACAGUGUUGCUGCCACCUGUCGUUGCUGAAGAAGACGCUGGAUCAGUCGGAGCUGCAAGGAGAUGGGAUUGCUCUGUCUCUGGAAGAGCAGCUAUGUGCUCUGUCUUUGUCCGAAUCCUCUAACUCUGAUGCCAAAGCCACCGUUUCCCUCAACGGCAGCCGGUUCCGCGCUGAGAUUUUCGAGGAGAGCCGAGAGAGCACCAAGAUUUCGGCCGUCCUCACAGAGAUAAAAGAAAUCCGUAAGAAAAAUCAGAAAAGUGUGAUUGUGUCCCAGUGGACGAGCAUGCUGCACAUUGUAGCUGUUCACUUGAAGAAGCUCGACCUGCACUUCAGUGUCAUCGAUGGUACGGUGAACCCUAAGCGACGCAUGGACCUGGUGGAUGAAUUUAACACUAACCCUAAAGGACCUCAGGUAAUGCUCGUGUCCUUAUGUGCUGGAGGAGUGGGUAUUAAUCUGACAGGUGGGAAUCAUCUGUUCCUCAUAGACAUGCACUGGAACCCUGCACUGGAAGACCAGGCCUGUGACAGAAUCUACAGAGUGGGACAAAGCCGUGAUGUCACCAUUCACAGGUUUGUGUGUGAGGGAACAGUCGAGGAUAAGAUCUCCUCUCUGCAAGAGAAGAAGAAGGAGCUGGCCCAGAAAGUUCUUUCUGGAACUGGGUCAUCUUUCACCAAGCUCUCAUUAGCAGACCUCAGGGUUAUCUUUGGUGUAUAACAUAUAUGACAUAUCUACAGUCACCAGGUCAGCCCUGUUAGAAUGUUGGGUUAUGUCUUGCACUUGCAUUAUCCAUGUUUAUUUGCCUUAUACCAAUGCCUGAACUGUAUCAUGGUGUUUCUUUUUUUUCUUCUUCUUCUUCUUUUUUUUUUUUUUUUUUUUAAAUCAGUAAAUAUAUUCUGACUGGGAAAAAAAAAAUAAAAAUAAAAAUGAAUCGCUGUUCGAGCGAUGUGUUUAAAAGUUUAUAUAACCAAGGGAACGUUUGCACAGAAAGACAUCUGAAGAGUUUAACGUCUUAUAAUCAAAUUCACCGGAGUUGAUUAUCCUUUAAAACAGAAAAUUUAAUAUGUAUUGAAGUUUAAAUACAUUUCUAGCUAAUUAUUUCUCUAUUUUAAUAUACAACUGUGUGUUCUUGCCUUCCUUAAUGCUAUCUUUAUUUAUGCAUUCAUAAUACACCAUCCAGUUUGUGGUUUGACUAGGUUGCCAGAUUUGCUUCCUUCAUAGGAAAUAAAAACCCUCUUGUUAAAACUGACUGAAAACCAUUUUUAAUGCUGUUUGCUAAUUUGCGUAGGCCUUUUGUUUUCAUCCCUAAUGACAUGUUUAAUACAUGAUUUAUUUGUAGCAUACUUAUUCACGGCGUGACUUGAAAAAAAAAAUCUUCAUGAACAUAUUCACAUAUUGUAUGAAGACUAGAUUACAUAUUAAGAAGUAACUUCCUAUAAUUCAUUUCUUACAGCAUUGACCGGGUUUAGAAAAUCUGUAAUGUUCUCCAGAUUUCCAAACAAAUGAGGACUUGAGGUAAUUAUACGUCAUGAAUACUGUAUGUGCCCCUGUGUGAAGUACACUACAUUCAGCAUAAUCACCUUAAACAUAGUUAAACACUGGAAAUUUAAAAGAAACACUGUGGUGUGCCAAAAGGUCAAUUAUUAUCAGUUAAACAGAAAGCCAUGGUAUUUAUAGAGUAUCUAAGAGUCCUUACUUUUUUGGCCUUUGCCCAAGUGUGAUAAUCUGUGUAAACUUAAAUGAGUGUGUGCAGGUUUAUUGAGUGUGUGCUCUGGGGCACAGCACCCAGUAAGCACCACUCAUAAGUCGCGUAUGUAGAAGCAGGAAUAGCGUUGAUAUCUUGUUUAGUGACUAAAUCAGCCUGGAAACAGGGAUACAGCGACCAUCAAAUAGAAAUCCUCACAGUACUGCAUUCAACAGAAACCAGGAUAAACAGGUUUUUACUCAUUUGUGAAAGCCAGAUACAGUGUACAGUAAAUUCCAUUUAAAAUAAUCACUUAAGUAUUUAAGGU